UCGGCGGCGGCAGCCGGGGCGGCACACGGCGGCGAGCGGGGCGGCGGGCAGCGCCAUGCGGGCUGCCGCCUGCCUCCUCUCCCUGGCGCUCUGCGCCCUGCCGGCUGCCCCAGGAGGCUCCGGGCCAGCGACAGCGGGGCGGCGGGGCGAGAGCCGCUUCGCGGAGCGGGAGAGCAUCAGGCCCCUGCGGCUGGUCUCCGGCGAGGGCGGCGGCGGGGCGCGGUGGCCGGCACUGAGCACACGGGUGCGGAGCGAGGCGGCGCGGACACAGUCUACCCACAUUGCUCGAGCCAGCUUCCAGGUUGAUGCUUUUGGAUCAUCUUUCAUCCUAGAUGUGACACUAAACCAUGACCUGCUGUCUUCUGAGUAUCUUGAGAGGCAUAUCGAGCAAGGUGGGAAGACAGUGGAAGUUAAAGGAGGAGAACAUUGCUAUUAUCAGGGAAAAAUUCGAGGAAAUCCUGUGUCAUUUGUUGCCUUGUCAACAUGCCAUGGAUUACAUGGGAUGUUCUAUGAUGGAAAUCAUACUUACCUUAUUGAGCCAGAUGAGAACUACACUUCAGAUGAUGACUUCCAUUUCCACUCUGUUUACAAAUCCAAGUUGUUUGAGUUUCCUUCUGAUGACCUACCAUCUGAGUUCUGGCAGAUGAAUGCUACAUCACAGAAUUUUGUUGUAAGGCCAAGACACAAAAGAAGGAAAAGGCAGGUUCGUCAGAUUCCACGUAAAGUUGAAGAAGAAACAAAAUACAUUGAGUUAAUGAUUGUAAAUGAUCAUCUAAUGUGUAAAAAGCACCGCUUGUCAGUCGGCCAUACUAACAGCUAUGCUAAAUCAGUUGUGAACAUGGCAGAUUUAAUAUAUAAAGAACAACUUAACACCAGGAUAGUAUUGGUUGCCAUGGAAACCUGGGCUACUGAUAACAAGUUCACCAUAUCUGAAAAUCCCUUGGUGACCCUGCGUGAGUUUAUGAAAUAUAGGAGGGAUUUUAUCAGAGAGAAAAGUGACGCAGUUCACCUUUUUUCGGGGAGUCGAUUUCAGAGCAGUCGAAGUGGAAUAGCCCACACGGGUGGAAUCUGCUCCUUGCUUAAAGGCGGAGGUGUGAAUGAGUUUGGAAAGCCAGACUUAAUGGCAGUUACCCUGGCACAGACCUUGGCCCAAAACAUUGGCAUUUUCUCAGACAGAAGAAAAAUUAUAAGUGGUGAGUGUAAGUGUGAGGACAUGUGGUCUGGAUGCAUAAUGGGAGAUAUGGGGUACUAUCUUCCAAGCAAGUUCUCUGAGUGUGAUAUUGAAGAGUAUCAUGAAUUUUUAAACAAUGGAGGUGGUGCCUGCCUUUUCAAUAAACCAACCAAACUUCUGGAUCCUCCAGAAUGUGGCAAUGGCUUUGUGGAAGAUGGAGAAGAAUGUGACUGUGGGACAAUAGCAGAGUGUGCCAGUGAAGGAGGAGAGUGCUGCAACACUUGCACCCUGACAGCGGGCUCCCAGUGCAGCAACGGGCUUUGCUGUCGGAAGUGCCGGUUUGAACCUAAAGGAGUUUUGUGUCGAGAAGCGGUGAAUGAUUGUGAUAUUGCAGAGAACUGCACAGGAAAUUCUAGUCAGUGUUCUCCUAAUAUUCAUAAAAUGGAUGGAUAUUCAUGUGAUAACAAACAGGGUAUUUGUUUUGGAGGAAGAUGUAAAACCAGGGACCGGCAAUGUAAAUAUAUCUGGGGUGAAAAAGUGACAGCUGCUGACAGGUACUGCUAUGAGAAGCUGAAUAUUGAAGGAACUGAGAAAGGAAACUGUGGAAGAGACAAAGAGUCUUGGAUACAGUGCAAUAAACAAGAUGUGCUUUGUGGAUACCUUCUGUGCUCCAAUAUAUCCAGUGUGCCCAGACUUGGAGAACUUGAUGGUGAAAUCACAACAUCCAUCUUGCACUUUGGAAGAGUCUACAAUUGCAGUGGUGGCCAUGUGAAGCUUGAUGAGGAGACAGACCUGGGAUACGUAGAGAACGGGACACCGUGUGGGCCCAACAUGGUGUGCCUUGACCAUCGCUGCCUCCCCACUGAGGCCUUCAACUUCAGCACCUGCCCAGGCACUACAGACAGCCAGAUUUGCUCAGGACAUGGUGUUUGUAGCAAUGAAAUAAAGUGCGUCUGUGACCGAUUCUGGGGAGGAGACGACUGCAGUUCUCGCAUCAAAGAUGAUCUCUUUUUUGAUAAAGAUGCCAUCAAUAAAGGUGUGGUUAGCACAAAUAUAAUAAUAGGGGCUAUUGCUGGCACCAUUUUAGUGUUGGCUCUCGUUUUAGGAAUAACUGGUUGGGGUUACAAAAACUACAGAAGACAGAGACAAAUACCCCAGGGAGAUUAUGUAAAAAAGCCGGGAGAGGCCGACUCUUUUUAUAGCGACAUGCCUCCUGGAGUCAGCACAAACUCUGCAUCUAGUUCUAAGAAGAGGUCUGCUUUUCUGUCGCAUUUUCAGAUUUCUACCUGUUCCAUCACCCAUUAUUCCAUUAGUCAGAACAUUUCAUUGUUUUGCAGCAGGUCAAAUGGAUUAUCUCAUUCCUGGAGUGAAAGGAUCCCAGACACAAAACAUAUUUCAGACAUUUGUGAAAAUGGGAGGCCUAGGAGUAAUUCUUGGCAAGGUAAUAUAGGAGGAAACAGAAAGAAAGUCAGAGGCAAAAGAUUUAGGCCACGGUCUAAUUCAACUGACCGGGUAACCCAUGCAUCUGAGCCUGGGCUUUCUCUCGCCCACCAAACCCCUGCCCAAGGCAUAAGCUCAGGGGGUUCUGACCACCCCCAAACAGGGAGUCUGGAUCACAGGUAUUUAAACCCAUGGUUCAAAAGAGAAUAUAAUGUAGCUAAGUGGGUAGAAGAUGUGAAUAAAAACACUGAAGGACCAUACUUUAGGACACUGUCUCCUGCAAAGUCUCCAUCUUCAUCCACUGGAUCUAUUGCUUCCAGCAGAAAAUAUCCUUACCCGAUGCCACCACUUCCUGAUGAAGAGAAAAAAGCCAACAGGCAAAGUGCCAGGCUAUGGGAGACGUCCAUCUAGCUGCACUGUUUUCCUGGGGUCACAUCAGAACUGUUUACUUUGGAUUUUAUAGAAACUCAGCAUCACUGAGUCAUUGCACAUUCAUCUGCUCUUCAGACAAUUUGAAAGAUCAACAGAGAUGCCCGUGAUCGCAGUGAGAACUUCCUCUCAUCUGGAAGGGAAAAAAACAGUCUUUUUCUUUUUUCUUUUUUGUUGACUAGUAUUUUAUGGAUUUGAUGAACAACCAAAAUCAUAACAAUUAAUAGAGGAUAAUUAGCCCGGAUGUGACAAGGCUAUGCCGCAUGAUGACAGAUACACUUACCUAGAAUCCCAACUGCAGUCCAUUUGCCAGUCCUGAAUAAGAGAGGUGUUUCUCUGGUUUGUUGCAGUCCUGAGUCAGACCAAAAUGGAACUGGGAAUGUGCCUCCCGGAGAGCCCAGACGAUGUAAACUUGUACGCUGUAUGCAUGAACCUUGUGUUCUUUACUUUCCACAUGUAAGGGAUAAACAACAUGCUGUAGUAGAGAUUAGCAUGCAGGAGUAAGAAAUGUAGGAUUUUUUUUUUGUGACAGGAUUUCAAGCUUUGAAAGGCAACUAUUUGACACAAAUGUCAAACAAACAAGGAUCAUAUCUUUUUUUUUUUUACCUUACAUGUUUAUAAUCUCAAUAUACAGAUUGUAUAUAUGUAAACAUUUGAUAAUGUCAAAAAUAGCUGUUAUACGUAAGUGUAUUUUGCCAAAUGCCUAAAGAAACAGUCAUGACUAACAUCAUCACACUUCAGAUUUUCUAAUAUUACGAGCAGACAUCUUUGGAAAUACUGAAAGUACAGUACUGUAAAACUGUGUCUCUCAGAAACUGGUGUUUGACCAAAAUCUGUACUAUUUUUAACCAUCUUAUACUGUCUUGACAAUCUCAGUUGUACAGUAGACUGCAGAAACCGGUACAGCAGCACUUUAUCUUAAAUUAUUGUAAGAGGAACCAGCCAAAAUCCAUUGUUCAGUGAGAUGAGCACUGUAUCCUCUCACAGGUGUAAUCAAGAAUGAUUCAGCAGACAACAUAGUCUUUAAGUCAUGUGCAGCCCAAACUUACUGGACAUUUGGGAAUAUUUCUAAGUAGUCAGUUCAGGAUGUGGUGAUGUGAAGUCUGUCUGGUGAGAGUUGCUGUGUAUUUUUGAUAGACCAUUUCAGACACUGUUUUAGAUGGCAAGGCAUAGCUUAUGAGAAGUAUAAGGAUUUCACUGCACUAGAUAAUAACAGUGCUGGGCAAGUGGCCAGUUUCAUUGCUGUCUUGUAAUUUUUUUUGUUACUGGAAUCACCUUUACCAUGUGCUUGAAUGCUGUGCUUGCUGCCCCUGAAGACCCCUUGACAUUUUUUGGGGCAUUAAAUUGAGUACAAGGGAGUGUAGCCUAAAAAGAACAGGGUGGAGGGCAACAAAGCCUUUACCACGGAGAUGUUAAUCUCCUGAGUCAGUGGAUGGUUAUAUUUCUAACACCUGAGACUUCUAAAGGUUGUUGUAAAACAAAUAUCUUCCGUUUGGGAAUUUUCAGUUAGUAAAGGAACUGGACCAUAUUAAAUCAAUGUAUAAUUCUCUGGCUUUCCAAAAUUGACCGAUUCUUAGCUUUGGGUAGCACCAUUGCAGAAUAAAACACCUGACUGUGGUGCAGUUGAAUACCUUGCCCAACAGCAGUAUGAUCAAUUAGAUAUUAUUGUAAUGGGAACAUCUGUGGUGUUUCUGAAUCUUCUACCUCUUUCAUGUAUUUUCUUUAAUAAGUGACCCCAACACUUGCAACCUUUUAAUAUAUUUUUUUAACUUUUACGUCUCUCAAUAAAGUUAGAUAUAUUAAGAUUAAACUAAGAAAUGUUUAAAGAUGUCAGCAAGUGUAAAGUAUGUAAGAUUUUUAGAAGCACUAUAUUUUAUGAUUAGGCUAUAUGUUGGAUUAUGGCAAAAUAUUGGCUUUGGUUUUCAAAUGAUUUUCCUUCACAGCUGACAGGUUCUGGUAAGUAUUUUGGAAAAAGACAAAUGUAGGUGAGUGCCAUUGGGUGCAGAGAGACCAUCUGGAAGGAGCCAGUCACUUGUAAUUGCUUUAGGAAAAGGUUCUGCACUUUUAUGAAAGGUAAAUAUCCAUCAGCACUGAAGAAUAUUUUUGCAAAGAUUUACUUUGAGUGUAGAUAACUGGAUUAAAGAUAGUUGGUAGCAUGUAACUCAUGAAAUUAGGGUCUCAGCCAUAGUAACUUGAAAUCAGUAUGUCUUUUAUUGAUUUCACUGUACUUUAAGCAGGACUCUCAAGAAGUUCACCCACAUUAGGACAUUAUGCUAACCCUAUAGCCACUGUGUUACUCUGUUCCCUAGAAGCUAGUUUUCCCUCCCAUAUUCAUAUCUUGUCUUCAGUAACUGGACUGUUUAUCAUGUGCCUUUUAUGGUAUUUGUUUGGAUACAAACUGGUGUGUUAUUUUGAAUAAUUCUGUUAGAUUUCUGUGCUUAUCUUAUGUUUACCACUGUUUACUCUUCCCUUUCCAUUUUGCCUUACCAAGGAGCAGCAAGGUUUGGCAGACAGAACUGGAUAUAACAUACUGGCUCUUUGUGCAAUGUUCAUAGCUCCUUGUUUUGCGAACAAAUGGCUCUCCUGACUGUAUUUCCAAUGUAGUGGGUACUUCCAGCUUCUCUUUUGUUUUGGUAUAAUUUGUUUGUAGCAUAUGAUGGUACAGUUAUGUGUGUAGUGUACCUUUAACAGUCACCUUCAAAUCUGGAAAUAUGUAGUGACUGGAAGUCUAGUUAUGAGCACUAAGUUUAAGUUAAUAAAUAUUGACUUUCACUUUGGUCUAGAGUGAGAAUAUCACAGGACUUCGGUUUUUGUAAAAUUCUGCUGCAGAGAAUUUUCUGUCAGGUUGGUAACUUGGGAAACCUUGUCAUUGCACAAAACCUGAACUGGCAGGGCUGUGUGAGCCUCCCAAGCCACUGGAGGUUGGAGAGAGAAGUUGUUUACUUACAGUCUGUCAUUUCCUACUUCUAAAAUGUAGCGUGUUGGAAAGCUGCCAGAUUAAUAACCUUGAAGAUUGCAAAUAUUUUUAUCCACUAUAGUUAGUUACACUGGCAAUAGCAAUAUAAAAUUGCUGCAUAAUACCUCAUCCACACUAAAGUAGAGUACUUGUCACUAAGAUAGCUCAGUGAUUUUGACUCAUUGACACUCAUGCUUUUAUUGUUUUAUUUUAAUUUUAAUAAAUGAACUAGUUAUUGCCAGCUACACUGCAGAUGCUUGUUGAGGUGGGGAUGUUAUCAGUUCUUCUCAAAUAGAAAUAAUUGUUCAUAUGAGCAUAGGACCUGCAGGAUGAGUUAUAGUUGGCUUUAUGUAUUUCAAUGUGGGAGAAGAAUCUUGCAUAAUUUAUAAUGAAAUUAGUAUGGCUAACUGAUGGAGACUGGAAAAUGCAGAUCAUAUCCGAAUAAUAACGUUGCACAGUGAUGCCACAGUCUAAUAAGUAAAAAUUUUCCUGCUAAUAUCUGUAUUUGUUGAUUCAAAAACUUCAGUAAUCUCAGGCAAUAUACCAGAAAUGGUUGUGACUGAUAAUUUAUGUAUAAUUUUGUUAUAUUUAAGUAAUUAGAAUCAAGGAGAUUGUUAAUUUUGUACAGCCUACCUUUGCUUAAGUUGUGAACUUAAGCCACUACUUGCCAGUUAUCUGAUUUGAAGUGUGACUUUACUUUGAAGAUGGCUUCUUCCAAAUGAUUUAAGAGUUCCUGUUUUAUGAGAUAUUGAAUCUGCUGAACUGAUGCGCUCACGAAAUAAUUUUGAUUGUGCUGAUGAACAAGUGGACUUUUGAGCUAUAUCCUGAAUUAAAAUCAGAAAGAAAUUGUGUCAAUUGCUAGUGUACUGAGAUCCUCUUACUCGAAUCCCUGUUGGUGAUUCGGACUGAUUGGUCUUGUCAACACUUAUGUGACAACUGGUUUCAAAAUCAGAGCAAAGAAUGGGUACAUAACAUACUAUAGACAUGCAUAUACUAGAAAUUCUGACCAAAUUUGCAGUAAUUUCAUUAAUGAAUUGGUUAAUGAAUAGGAUAGGAUGUAAUGUGAAAGAAGGAUGAGACUUCAUAAACGCAAAGGAUAACCAGUUAGCUCUUAGGACUUGUGAAUCCCAUACAUAGCUGCUGUAAACAAAGUUAUUGCACUCCAGUGUAAAACUCAUCAAGCUCCUGUUCUCUUCCAUCCCCUUUCCACUCCUACUGAAAAGUAUUUUCAUGAAUGAUUUAUCCACUAAUUUCCUCUUGUAUGAGUUGGCUGAGGUCAGAAAGCUGCUAAGUUGGUCACCUUAUUAGGAAGAAAUGCUUCACUGUGAGGGUGGUGGGACACUGGAACAAGUUGCCCAGAGAAGUUGUGGAUGCCCCAUCCCUUGAAUUGUUCAGUGCUAGGUUGAAUGUGGCUCUGAGCAACCUGGUCUAGUGGAAGGUGUCCCUGCCCUUGGCAGGGGGGGUUGGCACUACAUGAUCUUUAAGGUCCCUUUCAACCCAAAUCAUUCUAUGAUUCUAUGAUCUUUUGCUUUUGCUAUAGUGUAGGUGAUGGCACCUCAGAUUUCGUGCAAUUUGCUCUGGUGUGCUUGUUUUGCCUGGGGUAGACUUAAUUUUCUUCACAGUAGCUGGUAUGGGGCUCCGGUUUGGAUUUGUGCUGAAAACUGUUGAUAACAUGGGGAAUUUGUUAGUUAUUGCUGAGCAGUGCUUGCACAUAACCAAGGCCUUUUUUGCUCCUCACACUGCGCCAACAGAGUGGGCUGGGGGUGCACAAGGAGUUGGGAGGGGACACAGCUAGGGUAGUGACCUCACCUGAUCAAGGAAUAUUUUAUACCAGGUGGCACCAUGCUCAGCUAUAAACUAGGGGGAAGGUUGGCAGUGGGGAACCACAGCUCAGGGACUGGCUGAGCAUUGGUUUGGUGGUGGUGUGCAAUUCUUUUCAUUUGCAUCACUUGUCUUUCUUGGGUUUUAUUUCUCUCUCAGUUAAUUUCCUUUUCAUUAUUUUUUUUACUACUACUACUAUUAUUUCAUUUCAAUUAUUAAGCUGUUCUUAUGUCACCCCAUGAGUUUUCUCACUUCUGCCCUUCCAGUUCUCUUCCCUCAUCCCACUGGAGGUGGGGGGUGAGUGAGCAGCUGUGUGGGGCUUAGUUACUGGUUGGGGUUAAACCACGAUGACAGCUGGUAAAAUCACUUGGCGGCUCAGCCAUCCUGUGUCUUUCUCAUGUUCUAGCGUUGUUGAAGGCUAAGCCUCUUUAAUCACCAAGUUUGUGAACCUAAAAGUUGAGCUGUUUCCUGUUUCUCUUGCUCCAAGGCUGAAGAUCAUUCAUUUCUUUAGCUAAACUAUUUGAGUAUCAGUGUCACUGAAUAACAGUGGACUGUUUGGACCACUGUUAUCAACCACAGUGUGAGGUUGUUUGCCUCAUUUUUAAAGAACUGGAGCAUUUUGGUCUCUGCUGAAGACUUUUUAUUCCCAGCAUGGAUUACAUCAGACUACUGAGCUGAUGACCCACUCUUUGCAUGGCUUCCAAAUCAUGACAUUUGUUGGCAAUAUGGUAUUUGACUUUGAUCACAUUUCCUGAAGACAAAUUUAAAUAAACUGCAAACAUAUGUGCAGGUUGUAAUCCCACGACUGCACGGUGGGUAAGGUUCCCAUGUGUGCCUAACUAUUAUCCUAAUAGAGCAGAAGAAAGGAAACAGUGAAACUCAUAGCUGCAAACAGAUAGGACUCUUAAGUGUGAUUUGACCAGAACAGGAAAGGAGUUAAUAGUUUCUAUCAUCUACACCAAGAAACUGCUUUGAGGUGAGUAUUUUCUAAGUCAGCUUAUGAAAAUCAUUUGCGGUGCCUCAAGUAUGGAUGCUGAUGUAAACUAAAGCUUUGGAAACAGCAGCUUGUGCACCCAGCAUGUGGUAUCUUGUCAUUCCACGACCGUUUUCUGCAACUUUAGAGAAAGCACUACAACAGUCAACAGUAAUAUGUUAUCUCAGCCAAGUAACCAAAACAAUCAGUAAAAGUAAGUUCAGAACACAGAAAUGUGGUAAUUUGCUCACCCUUGAGACUCUGUACCUGGCUUCAAAAUUGGCUCACCUAACCAGAUCUGGCAGUUUUAGUUCUCUAAAAUCCAGUCUACAACAGUAUCAAAAUCACUUCAGCUAAGCCAGCUUUAAACUGUUUAAAAAUUUGUGCUACUUAAGCUGCAAUUGCAAUAUAACUCAGAAUGAGAUGAGGAAAAUCUGAGAAAAUAAGCACACAGCAGUUAAAAAGAAACGUUCGCUAAGGGAGAAGUACAGGUGCUUUAACACUGUCUUUAAUUGCUAAAGCAUAAAAUGUCAAAGGAACAAACUUUUUUUCUAUUUCUGUAUUCCUAUGAGUAAAAAAAAAAAUAAGUUUUUGUUAAAAAAAUCAACAUGAGGCCUUAAGACCUAAUAUAUUCUAACUUUAGCAUGGAGAGUCUAUUUUUACAACCAUGUUAGAAAUUCUGUAUAUAGGCCUGACUGACCUUGUAAGUAUAGUGAUGCGAGCAGAUAACCAUGCAAUAUUGUAAGGCUCUGUAUAACAGUAAAUGCUGAUUUAUUUUGAUUAUUGAUACAAGAACUCCUGCUCACUGCCUGUGUAGACUCUGCAUAUUUUAUGCUUGGAAAUACAGUCCAGAACAUAUUCAAACUGUGAAUAUAUAACCUGAUUUUUCUUUUCUUAAGGGUAAAAAUAUAUUACAAUAGGUAAUGUUUUAUAUAGAAUACAGUACUUAUUUUUAUCAUUGCAUAAAUGCAGAGUAUUUUUUUCAGAAUAGCAAAGCAUUACAGAAUUUGUAAUCUGCUGGAGAAAACACUAUUUAUGGUAUGACCGGUUCUUUCAGCAAAGCUUUUGGGGUGGUACAGACCAACUGGCUCUGCCAUCUUCAUUUUGUGCUAGUGUUUAACUUGGGCACUGCUGUAAAAAAAAAGCUAUUUUGUCACUCGUACUAGCCCUUAUUGAGAGAGGCAAGAAGAAUCAUGUUUCACCACUGUGGCUGGGCUAGUAUUGGCAAAAACAACAAUCUGCACCAUAUCGUUGUCUUUGCUAGUUAAAAUCCUUUAAAAAUCAUAUCUGAGGUAACAGAAGCAUAAUGUUUUGACAAACACCAAAACGAAGCAUUGCAAUUUACAACUUUCUAGCUUUGAGUGUGAUAUUUUUGUCAUAAACAUUACAGGCAUUGGGCUGUUGAAUGAAUCUGGCUUUCAUGUAGCUAAACAAAAUGUUGCUUUUUAUAAAAUCAAAUAAUUGUAAUUUGGGGUUCUAAAUUCCUGCUCACUUUUAAUAAUAACAGCAUUACACUAUCCACUUCUAUGAGAGUAUUUAAUACAAAUGCCUGUGGUUUUCAAUGUAACUAACAUAUUGUAACAUCAGUAAAGUGAUUUUCAAUGACAAA
This is a messenger RNA of Pseudopipra pipra, 10399 nucleotides long. RefSeq names its product ADAM metallopeptidase domain 22 (gene ADAM22). Gene Ontology annotation, biological process: proteolysis. Gene Ontology annotation, cellular component: postsynaptic density membrane. The transcript is spliced from 33 exons. Gene Ontology annotation, molecular function: metalloendopeptidase activity. Lineage: Eukaryota; Metazoa; Chordata; Aves; Passeriformes; Pipridae. The record is from RefSeq and is a predicted model, not a curated record. The coding region runs from base 56 to 3022 and encodes 988 amino acids.